Messenger RNA from Cladophialophora carrionii CBS 160.54, 486 nucleotides. RefSeq lists its product as uncharacterized. The record is from RefSeq and is a predicted model, not a curated record. Gene Ontology annotation, biological process: protein phosphorylation. Lineage: Eukaryota; Fungi; Ascomycota; Eurotiomycetes; Chaetothyriales; Herpotrichiellaceae. Bases 1 to 486 code for a protein of 161 amino acids. The transcript has a single exon. Gene Ontology annotation, molecular function: protein kinase activity; ATP binding.
AUGUCCAGGAACGGCAAGGUGUGUGUCGUCAAAUUAGCGACGGGCGGCAAGGAAGAUCAGCUCAAAAGCGAAAUACACAUCCUCCAGCAAAUAUCCGAGGCUUGGGAGCCAGAUCACCCCUGUCGCCCCUAUGUCCCACGGGGUUUCGGUCUUGUGACCUCGGGAGGUCAAGUCGUAGGGAUGCUUGAAGAACUUGUUGAUGGCACGAGUCUGCACGAAGUCGACAUGGACCAUGCUUCCUCCGCCCAACGCCGCGAGUGGAAGCGGCAGAUCGAGCAUUCUAUCGCGCAGCUGCAUGAAGGAGGCAUUGUCUGGGGAGACGCGAGACCGGAAAAUGUUCUGAUCGAUAAAGCCGCCAACGCGUGGCUUCUCGAUUUCGGCGGCAGCUCGACUUGCGGUUGGAUUGACCAGGAUCUAGAGGAGACUAUUCAAGGCGACUUGCAGGGCUUGCGUCGGCUAGCAGAGUACCUGGGCGUCCGAGAUUGA